Chrysoperla carnea is the source of this 963-nucleotide messenger RNA. It is a transcript of the gene Df31, whose product is annotated as circumsporozoite protein. The record is from RefSeq and is a predicted model, not a curated record. The coding region runs from base 132 to 497 and encodes 121 amino acids. The transcript has 3 exons. NCBI's taxonomy places the organism in Eukaryota, Metazoa, Arthropoda, Insecta, Neuroptera, Chrysopidae.
UUCCUCUUUCAUUCGAGCGUCAGUCUUUCAAAGUGUUGCUAGCAGUGAACACCGUUGCAAGUGUACUUGUUGCAAAAGUUUAUUAAUUUUUAUUAAAAAACCAGUUAAUUAUUUAAAUUUAUUCAAUAAAAAUGGCAGACGUAGCAGUUGAAAAAGAAACUAAAGUCGCUUCCCCCGAAAAGAAGGUAGAGAAAGAAGUAGUAGAAAAGAAACCAGUAGAAGAAACAGAAAGUAAAACAGAGAAUGGUGAUGAACCAGCGGCAAAAGAAAAUGGUUCAGCUGAAGAAAAAACUGAGGAGAAAGAAGAAGCUAAAAACGGGGAUGCUGAAGCCAAAAAUGGUGCUAAAGAAGAUGCCUGCAUCAUAAAGAGAAAAUCAGUAGGCGCCGAUGCUACAGAUGGUAGCAAAGCAGCAGAUGGUGCAACACCCGAAAAGAAAGCUAAACUCGAUGAAAAAGUCGAAGAAUCCUCAAAUGGUGAAGCAGAAGCAACAGCUUAAACGCGAUUUUAAAAUAUAUUUUUUGUCAAAUUAGUUAAAUACUAUUUAAUUUUUUUUAUAACUGUUGAUUGAGCGUACAAUAUAAACUAGAAGCGAAUUGGAAAUGGGUUGCAAUGGGUUUAUUGUGAGAGAGAACAUCAAUUAAUCACACCCACAAAAUAUUUUCAAUUUUUUGUUUUUUUUUUCCUGAUUUAAAUCUCAUUUGUAUAAUUUUUUUUAAGUAAGAUAGAACUUCGAAACGAGUGUAGGGGGUAUUGAAUUUUGAUAAAAUUUCGACAACGAAUCUUAUUUGAUUUCAAACAAAAUUUUUGACAAUUCAGAAAAAAACUGAAGAUAAAAAAUUCCAUGUCCACUACACCUUUCGAGUUUGAACGAUUGCACAUAAUAAUUCUAAAACCACAUGUAAAUAAUAAUUUUUUAAGUAUUCCCCUCUUAUUUGUACGCUCAAAGAUUCCGUUUUUCGAUU